Messenger RNA from Nicotiana attenuata, 942 nucleotides. Its product is annotated as probable peroxygenase 5. The coding region runs from base 115 to 714 and encodes 199 amino acids. The transcript has 7 exons. Lineage: Eukaryota; Viridiplantae; Streptophyta; Magnoliopsida; Solanales; Solanaceae. The record is from RefSeq and is a predicted model, not a curated record. Gene Ontology annotation, molecular function: calcium ion binding; monooxygenase activity.
CUUACAUUAUUCCUUGAUUCUAAUGCUUUAAAUCUUCUACUUCUUGUUAUACAUAAGUGGAUUUGGAAUUCAAUUCUUUCUUAAUUAUCUGUUGAUCACUUUUAACAAGAUUCCAUGGCUUCUUCCUCCAGCAAUAUUGAUGAAGAGGGAAUUGAGAAGCAAGAGCCAACCCCUUUGGAAAAGCAUGUUAUGUUCUUUGAUAUUAACAAGGAUGGUGUUAUUUACCCAUGGGAAACUUAUAAAGGUUUCAGGAAAAUUGGAAGUGGCGUUCUCCUCUCAACCGUUGCUUCAAUUUUCAUUAAUAUUAGUCUUAGUGGCAAAACUCGACCAGGGAAGUGGCCGUCUCCACUGUUUCCCAUUGAAGUGAAGAACAUCAAAUUUGCCAAGCAUGGCAGUGAUAGUGAUAUCUACGACACCGAAGGAAGGUUCGUUCCUGAAAAAUUUGAGGAGUUAUUCAAGAAGCAUGCACGAACAAAUGGCAACGCCUUAACUGCCGGCGAGUUGGAUGAACUGCUCAAGGCAAACAAGCAACCGAAGGACUUUGCUGGGCACAUUGCUGCUAAAUCUGAGUGGAAGGUGCUGUAUCUCCUUUGCAAAGAUGAACAUGGCUUGUUGCCCAAAGACACAGUUAGGAGUGUUUAUGACGGUAGCCUUUUUGAACUAAUGGCCAAGGCAAAAAAAUCCAAGAAACACGGGGAUAAAUCAAGUCCUUAAAAGGUGCAACAACUGUUUUCUACUUGUGCGUUUGACAGAACGAGUACACUCUGUAUUUAUAGAAUUAUACAUAUCUGAGAAUCAAUACCUGUGAAUAUAGCACUAAAGCUCGUUGAAAUCAAGACUUGUUUAGUUCGAUAUGAUAUUUAUUUAUUUCUUUGUGGAAAACAGAAAUACAAAUUAACUUCUUUUAUUCUCCGUUGUGUAUUACUUUUUCUUCUUUCGGUU